GAAACGCGUCGCGAGAUGGCUGCGUCGGUAUGGUUCUUCUGGAUGGCCUCCCUCGGUGCCAUCCAAGUUUUCGCUCUAAGCAUCCGCCUCCUCACCAAUCUCGUGCUUUUCCUGCGCCGGCCCAAGGAUCUCUGUCGCACAUACGGAGCCUGGGCCGUCGUCACUGGGCCAACAUCAGGCAUCAGACGUGCCAUGUCCCUGGAGAUGGCACGGUCUGGCCUCAAUCUUGUCCUCGUAGGUCGAGACCCCGCUAGACUCCGGGACAUCUCCGAAAUGAUCUCCAGGACUUACGCCAUGCAAACCAAGACCGUGUUGUUCGAUUUCUCCCUCGUAUCCACUGUGCAAAGUGAAGAGGCGAUGAGUCGCUUCCGGGAGGCCGUGGCGGGACUGGAUGUAGGGGUGCUGGUGAACAACGCCGGGGUGGCGAAGCCCGGCGUGGUGUACCUCCACGAGGUGGACGUGGAAGCGUGGGUGAGGAUGAUACGUGUGAACGUACUAGCGCUGACGGAGGUGACGGCCGAGGUGCUGCCAGGGAUGGUGCGCCGGGGCAGGGGUGCAGUCCUGAACAUCGGCUCGGUCUCAGGAUCUGUCCUCCCUUCCCACCCUCUGUACUCUGUCUACGUCGCCACCAAACGGUACGUCGCAGAGCUCUCCAGGAGCCUCUCCGUGGAGUACGAGAGCGCAUGCAUCGAUGUGCAAUGUCAGAUCCCAUUCGUGGUGGAGACGAACAUGGUGUCGAGCGCCGUGAAGAACAGCUUCUUUGUUCGUCCAUGGGUGCUGAGCCCGGACGCCUACGCGCGCGCGGCGGUGCGCUGGAUCGGGCACGGGACGCUGUGUAUCCCCAACUUCGCCCACCGCCUCCAGUGGUGGUUCACCUGUCUCUUCCCGGACUCCUUCAAAGACAUGAAUCUCCUGAAGCGGAAUUUGCAGCACAGAGCCAUCUUUAGGAGGAUCAAGCCAUUGAGGGAAACGCGGGCGAACUCACGGGACGGUUGUGUUCCUACGAGUGACAAGAUCGGUGCUGGUGUUCCCUCGGAUCAAGGUGGUUCAGAAUUCAGAGUUCAUAGUUGA
This is a messenger RNA of Aegilops tauschii subsp. strangulata, 1071 nucleotides long. Its product is annotated as very-long-chain 3-oxoacyl-CoA reductase 1-like. The record is from RefSeq and is a predicted model, not a curated record. Gene Ontology annotation, cellular component: endoplasmic reticulum. NCBI's taxonomy places the organism in Eukaryota, Viridiplantae, Streptophyta, Magnoliopsida, Poales, Poaceae. Gene Ontology annotation, molecular function: ketoreductase activity.